UAGUUUUGCUUUCUUGCCAGAGCAAGUAUACACACAUGCUUGUAUGCACACACCUAACAAACACAAAGCUUUUGUUCAGUGUUCAAUUGUAGUUUUACUUUUGCUUAUUUAUUUUGUUAGGUUUUUUUAAUAGUAAAAGUGUGCAUUUAGGAGAGACAUUCCUGUACCUGAAGCCUGUCAGCUGCACACACAUACAGAUCUAAAUUACCCCAUCACUACAGCCUGCAGGCCUUGUUUGCCUGCAUUUAUGCAAACCGGUGGCCAAAGAAAGGGGGAGCUGUUUGCUGAAAAACCUACCAGCAUGUCUGUAGACGCUCUUCGGCAGUCUCCGCGGCGUUUACCGAGACCGGCUGAAACUGCAGACUCUUCUCCUGGGCAGCGCAAGCCGAGUGCUGUGGAGCGUCUGGAGGCCGACAAGGCAAAGUACGUUAAGAGCCAGCAAGUGGCGCUCAACAAGCAGCUGCCAAUCAUCCGAAAACCAUUAAUGCCAUCCAGCAACAGCGGGCAGCUUCGACCAGGUCCACCACAACCAAUGCGCAAAGUGGCUGCUCGCACCACAUCUAAACCAGAAUCCUCACUUUUUAACCUAGAUCACCUGAACAGCCUGAUUAAUGGAGUCUGUGAUGCAUUUUCACCAUCCAAUAGUUUGCAAACGGAAAAGCAUGGAGAAAGUGCGGCGAGAAGUGCAUCUCGGCUUCCCUCCCCGAAUUUGAAGGCAGUUGUAGAUGAACCAAAUUUGACAAAAGACUUUUCAACACCAAAAAAGAAAAUAUUAGGAGAUGGCCUUGCAAUGAACAUGUCUUCUCCUUAUACAGUAACAGUACGGCGUGUUGAUGUUAGGCCUCAGUUAGCGAUACCACAAAUGAGAAAGCCGUGCCGAGCACAGCUUCCUGGGCAGCGAGUCCACUCGCAGCUUUUGCAGCUGCUCAAGCCGUACACUCAGACUUCCCCUCCACCACAGCCUCUUCAGCCGAUCAAAAGACGACAUGAUAUAAUGAACAUUCCCAAUCCUGGAAAAUCAUCCAUGAGCCCAUUACAGGCUUCAGCAUUCUCUCCUAAAACUUCAACCCCUGCCAUACCGUCCCCUGAUGAAUCUCCCAAAGAACAAAAUGAAAAAGAGUUUUCCACCUCAGCCCAAGAACCCAUCCUACCUCCAUCUCCUGCAGUCACCAACAAUUCCUCACUCAGUUCCAGGAAACGGUCACUAACACGUUCCAAAUCGGAUGUGAGCGAUCGUUUCUCUCGUGCCGGUGCCGAAGUUGAGCGUUUCUUUAACUACUGUGGCCUUGAACCUUCAGAUUUUGAAGAGCUGACUCCAGGUUCGGAUAUUGCGUCCAUCUCACGCCUGCGUAGCGCUAGCACUCCUGCGUCAAAGUGCUCAGCUGAAGGGGAGGAGGAUGAAGAAGAGGACAACGCAGCCAAAGAUGAGAAGCCUAGCUAUAAUAUUUCAGUCAUAGAGAAAAAUGCACGGGUGAUCAAGUGGCUGUACGGAAUGCGACAAGCCAAGGACAGCACAAAAGUGGCGAACAUUUAGAUUGGACAACCAGCUGACCAGUGGUUUCAGUAAAAUUGUAAUAUUUGGCAAUAUUUAGUGAAAUCACAUUUCAAAAGCUCCAGUCUGCAUGACAUCUGUAAACUAGCCAAAAAAAGUUAAUAAUAUGGACCAUCAAAAUACAACCAAUCGUAAUGAGGAUUAACUGGUGCCUCAUUGAAAGCAGGGACUGUAUUUUGUUUCAGCUAGCUGUAGCUAACUUUUGCCAAGAUCACUGUUUGCACCUAUCAUGUUCCUUGUCAUUUUUAUUAGGUUUCUUAGGAUCAGGAUACAUGCCAUGUCUGCUGCUGUGGAAGUAAUUGGAUAUUAAACCUAUUCAAUUAUUGUAUUAUGUUUGUGUAUUUUUAUUCCCAACAAUGAGAAAUGUUGCUUCUUAUUAUUUUUUAUUUUGUAUUCAAGUGUUAACACCUUAAUCAUCUGUGGCUUGGAUUAAUGUGCCUGGUUCUGCUCAUACAUAUUUGCCCUCUUGUCAGAUCUGUUUUGUCAAGUAGAUCUUUGUAUAGAGAUGCACCGAUUUUUCCAUGUUGACUGAUGGAUUUUAAUGACUAAAAUAAAUAAAAUAAGAUGAAUAUUGGUUGAA
Messenger RNA from Silurus meridionalis, 2132 nucleotides. RefSeq names its product family with sequence similarity 110 member A (gene fam110a). The coding region runs from base 248 to 1534 and encodes 428 amino acids. The record is from RefSeq and is a predicted model, not a curated record. NCBI's taxonomy places the organism in Eukaryota, Metazoa, Chordata, Actinopteri, Siluriformes, Siluridae. The transcript has 2 exons.